Fomitopsis serialis is the source of this 1567-nucleotide messenger RNA. RefSeq lists its product as uncharacterized. Lineage: Eukaryota; Fungi; Basidiomycota; Agaricomycetes; Polyporales; Fomitopsidaceae. The transcript has 11 exons. The record is from RefSeq and is a predicted model, not a curated record. Bases 106 to 1461 code for a protein of 451 amino acids.
CUCCAUUGUGUGAAACUCGUUCAACAACCUGCGAACGCAUCUGUGUCCGUCUGAAUUCUCCUGCAAUCUGCAUGGUUCUGUUGUCCUGGUGAUGACUUAGGCAUAAUGUCUUUCCCGACUGCAAGCCCAAAACUACAAGCAGAGUUCCUCCGCUUCUUGGAACAGAGGCUCUCGAACGUGGAAUCUCAGCUGAGUAUCUCAGAGAAAGAAAGGGAGCAGCUGCGAGCCACACUGACGCAAACUGAGAAGAAGCUCGAGGUUUCCGAUGCUGCUUUGAGGGAACUGCGCAGGAAUGCUGCUGCUAUCGCAGAAGCACCGCAUAAGCCCGGCGAUGUUGCAGUCAGGAAUGAGCUCGAGCGUAUGUCACGUCCACUCUCCGAAGAAGAAGCGGUGAGUCGAGAGCGCUUGCCGGGCGUCUUUGCGCACCUCCAAGAUAGCGGGCAAGUUCUGAAUGAGACUAUAGAGGAGAUGCAGUCCACGGACAUAUUGCUCGCGAGAUUGCGUACUGAAAUGGUGGACGUGGAGAAAGCCCGUGCUGAGGCACUAGCUGAUCGCGACACCGCGAUUGCCGCUGAGAAGGAGUGUCGACAGCAGCUCAAAACAGUCACAGCGGAGCUGGCCGCAGCGAAGAAGACGUCAUUGACACUGUCAAGCAUACCCAACUCCGGCCAAGCUGGUACUUCUAGCGAUUUGAAGUAUGAUGGUGGGAAAGCUGAGUUCGUGGAAUUCAAUGACAAGAUGCGAGCUUUACCUGGUCCUAACCAAAUAAUCGAUUUGUCGAGCCUUGUGCCCGUCAGUCUCAAGACACUCAGUGAUCAAUCGAGGCUUGAGGAGCUCUAUCUUUCAGAUGUGCUCAAUACCGAAGACGUCAUGAUUUUCGAAGGCCAGACCAUAGUGUGGCUUCCCGGUUCUUGCCAUGCCCUCCAGGUCGGUCCCAUGUACCAGUACGAUAACCGUGCUCGUGUCGACAACAAGUGGUCGGUGGGCCCUAGGAUCCGGUCGAUGGGCACGGUUGAGUUCUUUCAUUCCUAUAUGAGCGAAAUCUACUACGUCGGCACGUAUCGGGCGGUGGAGGGUCCUCAAGACGUUCGGCUCACAGACAUUGGAGAUACAUCUUUCGUGCGGAGCCCAGCGGAUGGUUUUGCUACUUUGCUUGCGGUCAAGACCGCGUCCUUGGUACCGGAGAGAAAUCAUGUGGCCAUGACCCUUCCCGAGAUGUAUCGGAAAGGCGUCAUGAGAUUGCAGGUCACCGGCCUUCAGUGUGUAGGCUUCAAUCACCGCCUCGAUGCAGAGUUGCACCGAAAGAGUCUGCCUCCGGAUGAAGCCCUACCCGACAACGUCCCCGAGGCGAGUGGAUCCACUUCGAAACGCAAACGGACUAGUCUAUCGCCGAAUGAUGAUUCCGAUCUGGGGCAAGGGACAGAUGAGCCGGCGCGCAAGGAAGCCAGAGUAGCAAUGUAAUGGGGGCGCUACGGUGGCCCUCGAUGAAACGUACGUUCGUGCAGUGUAAUGUGGAUGUGUUGAAACCAUGCAGAUCCGUGCUGCAUAAGCACACCUUGUAUUGCGC